Pyrus x bretschneideri (Chinese white pear) is the source of this 3362-nucleotide messenger RNA. RefSeq names its product insulin-degrading enzyme-like 1, peroxisomal. Gene Ontology annotation, biological process: peptide catabolic process. The coding region runs from base 114 to 3014 and encodes 966 amino acids. Gene Ontology annotation, molecular function: metalloendopeptidase activity; metal ion binding. NCBI's taxonomy places the organism in Eukaryota, Viridiplantae, Streptophyta, Magnoliopsida, Rosales, Rosaceae. Gene Ontology annotation, cellular component: cytosol; mitochondrion. The transcript has 25 exons. The record is from RefSeq and is a predicted model, not a curated record.
UAUUUUAUCCAAACAGAGUCAACUCACCAUAAUCUGAAAGUCUUUUCUGUCGCAGCGGGUGUGUUCUUGCUUCGUCUUGUUUGGUUCGAGAGAAAGACGAGGACAAUUUAAGAAUGGCGGUCGGGAAGGAAGAGGUGGAGGAAAUAGUGAAACCCCGUACGGACAAGAGGGAGUACAGGAGGAUUGUCCUACCCAACUCCCUCGAAAUCCUUCUCAUCAGCGAUCCUGAUACUGACAAGUGUGCUGCUUCCAUGGAUGUCAAUGUUGGUGCUUUUAGCGACCCUGAUGGCCUGGAGGGCCUUGCCCAUUUCCUUGAGCAUAUGCUGUUUUAUGCUAGUGAAAAGUACCCUUUGGAGGAUAGUUACUCGAAGUACAUCACCGAGCAUGGAGGGCGAACAAAUGCUUAUACAGACUCUGAGCACACCAACUAUUAUUUUGACGUCAAUUCCGAUGGUUUUGAAGAGGGUUUGGACAGAUUUGCUCAGUUCUUUAUUAAACCAUUGAUGUCAGCUGAAGCUACAAUGAGGGAGAUCAAAGCUGUUGAUUCUGAGAAUCAGAAAAACCUGUUGUCUGAUGCAUGGAGAAUGAACCAGCUCCAGAAACAUCUAAGUGCGGCUGACCAUCCGUACCAUAAAUUUAGUACAGGGAAUUGGGAAACUUUGGAGGUCCGUCCAAAAGCAAAAGGAUUGGAUACCAGAGAUGAGCUUAUUAAGUUCUAUGAACAAUAUUAUUCUGCUAAUGUCAUGCAUCUUGUCAUUUAUGGAAAAGAAAACCUUGAUAAAAUUCAAGCCACUGUAGAGGACAAGUUUAAGGAUAUUAGAAACAUUGACCGCAACUGCCUUCAUUUUGAUGGUGAGCCUUGCACAUCAGAACAUUUGCAGAUUCUUGUCAAAACUGUUCCAAUCAAAGAGGGUCAUAAGCUGAGACUUGUGUGGCCAAUAGCUCCAGAAAUUCAUCAUUACAAGGAAGGGCCCUGUAGGUAUCUUAGUCAUCUCAUUGGCCACGAAGCAGAGGGGUCUUUGUUUGCCGUCUUGAAAGCUUUGGGAUGGGCAACAGGUUUGUCUGCUGGGGAAUCGGAUUCAACGUUGGUCUUUUCUUUCUUUAGAGUAGAUAUGGAUCUCACGGACGCGGGUCAUGAGCACAUGCAAGACAUAGUAGGUUUGCUUUUCAAAUACAUUUCCCUCUUACAGCAGUCGGGUGUUUGCGAGUGGAUUUUUGAUGAGCUUUCUGCUGUUUGUGAGACGAAGUUUCAUUAUCAGGACAAAAUGCAGCCUAUUAAUUAUGUCGUCAGCAUUUCGACAAAUAUGCAGAGAUAUCCCCCAAGAGAUUGGCUAGUAAGAUCAUCCUUGCCUUGUAACUUCAGUCCAGACACUAUCCAAGUGGUGCUUAACAAGCUUUCUCCAGACAAUGUCAGAAUUUUCUGGGAAUCCAAAAAAUUUGAAGGUCAUACUAACAUGACUGAGCCAUGGUAUGGAACUGCUUAUUCUGUCGAGAAAAUUAGUGGCUCACUGAUUCAGGAGUGGAUAGUAUCUUCCCCAAAUGAGAAUCUGCACUUACCAGCCCAUAAUGUGUUCAUCCCCACUGACUUGUCGCUUAAGAAUAAUCAUGAGAAGGCCAAUUGUCCAGUUCUGUUAAGAAAGUCGCCGUGUUCAACACUUUGGUACAAGCCUGAUACAAUGUUCUUUACUCCUAAGGCUUACGUUAAGAUUGAUUUCACUUGUCCCCACGCAAGUGAAUCCCCUGAAACAGAAGUCCUAACUAAUAUGUUUACUCAGCUGUUGAUGGAUUACUUGAAUGAAUAUGCUUACUAUGCUCAGGUUGCUGAACUGUUUUACGGAAUAACCCACACAGAUAGGGGGUUUCAGGUGACUCUGGUUGGCUAUAACCACAAAUUAAGAAUUUUACUGGAAACUGUAGUUGAGAAGAUUGCAAGCUUUAAAGUGAAAGCUGAUAGGUUCGCAGUCAUCAAGGAAAUGCUCAUAAAGGGGUACCAAAACUUGAAAUUUCAACAGCCUUAUGAGCAGGCUAUGAACUACUCCGCAUUAAUUCUACAGGAUCAUACUUGUCCAUGGACGGAAGAACUUGAAGCUCUUCCUCACCUUCAAGUUGAAGAUCUUGCUAAGUUUGUCCCUUGGAUGCUCUCGAGGGCCUUCGUGGAGUGUUAUACAGCUGGAAACCUUGAAAAGAACGAGGCUGAGUCAAUGAUCCAGCAUAUUGAAGAUGUUUUCUUUAAGGGCUCAAAUCAUAUUUCCCGAACUUUAUUUCCAUCCCAGCAUUUGACUAAUAGAGUUGUGAAACUUGAAAAGGGCAAGAGCUACUUCUACUCUGUGGAAGGACUUAAUCCAAGUGACGAGAAUUCUGCCCUUGUCCACUAUAUCCAGGUUCAUCAGGAUGACUUUAUGCUGAAUGUGAAACUUCAGCUGUUCGCUCUUGUUGCAAAGCAGCCUGCCUUUCACCAGCUUAGAUCUGUUGAGCAACUUGGUUACAUCACGGUCCUCUUGCAGAGGAAUGAUUCUGGUAUCCGUGGGGUGCAGUUUGUUAUACAAUCCACUGCGAAGGAUCCAGCACAUAUUGACUUGAGAGUGGAGGAAUUCCUCAAGGGGUUCGAGAGUAAACUUUAUGACAUGCCUAGUGACGAAUUCAAGAGCAACGUAAAUGCAUUGAUCGACAUGAAGCUUGAGAAGCACAAGAAUUUAAGGGAAGAAGCUGGAUUUUAUUGGAGGGAGAUUUCAGAUGGGACACUCAAGUUUGAUAGGAAAGAGUCUGAGAUUGCAGCACUGAGGCAGCUUACACAGCAAGAAUUGAUAGAUUUUUUCAAUGAGCAUAUAAAAGUUGGGGCUCCUCAAAAGAGGUCGUUAAGCGUACGAGUGUACGGGAACUCACAUUCAUCGGAGUACGCUACACAUACAAACUCACCGGUGCAACCUUGCUGCGUCAAAAUAGACGACAUAUUCAGCUUCAGAAGGUCACAACCUCUUUAUGGUUCAUUCAAGGGAAGUCAUGUGAAAUUGUAGACUUGAGAAGUAGAUAUCUGGACAAAGUUAUAGAAGAACACCAGAAAAACUAACUUAUCAGUAUUAGUAUUUACCAAAAAAACUAACUACAUUUGUCCUUGUAACUUACCAGAAAAAGGUAAAAAGUAAAAGGGUGUUGUUAUCCACACUUUUUUUUACCUCUUGAUUUCCGUUCGUUGGAAGGUAAAAACAAGUGUCUGGAUAGUACAACCUAAAUAAAAAAUAUAAAAAAUAAGGCAUUGUCGUUGUCAUUAAAAAAUGUUUUAUUUGUGUAAUCGAUGUUGAGUGACCAUUGAAUUAUCAAUAUAUGUAUUAUUUCAUUUAUAAUCUGUUUAUUUCAUGAAUUAA